Messenger RNA from Erigeron canadensis, 1213 nucleotides. RefSeq names its product GDSL esterase/lipase At5g45960-like. Bases 24 to 1100 code for a protein of 358 amino acids. Lineage: Eukaryota; Viridiplantae; Streptophyta; Magnoliopsida; Asterales; Asteraceae. Gene Ontology annotation, molecular function: hydrolase activity, acting on ester bonds. The record is from RefSeq and is a predicted model, not a curated record. The transcript is spliced from 5 exons.
UAAAAACCUUUGAGAUUGAGAAAAUGAUGAGUACUACAAGCUCUCUUCUUUUCCUCAUCAUUUUCAUCGUUCAUAAUCUACUUCUAAAACAAUCAUAUGCCCAGAAGAAUAAUACAAUCUCCGCUGUUUUCGUGUUUGGAGACUCAACAGUAGACACAGGAAACAACAACUACAUUCCUACCAUCUCGAGAGGGAACUUCCCUCCUUACGGCAGAGAUUUCCCCAAUCAUGAAGCCACCGGAAGAUUUAGCAAUGGCCGGCUUGUGCCUGAUUUUGUCGCUGAAUUUGUGGGGGUGAAAAAGAAUUUGCCACCUUACUUGGAUCCUAGUUUAACCAUUGAAGACCUCAUGACCGGUGUUAACUUUGCUUCCGCUGGUGCUGGUUUUGAUCCCUUGACCUCCCAACUUGGUAUGGCACUUACCCAAUCACAGCAACUAGACUUGUUCAAAGAAUAUAAAGCAAAAUUAGAGGUGGCAAUAGGUAAGGAAAGAACCGAUGAUUUGGUCAGGAGGGCAGGGUACCUUGUAAGCUCUGGCACCAACGAUUUCACUUUCAACUACAACGGACCUAUACCUACUCGACGCAAAGCUUAUCCUACUAUUUCCGAGUACGAACAAUUUCAGUGGCAGCUCAUUGAACAAUUCUUGCAGGAUUUAAUGGAUGAGGGUGCAAAGAAGAUAGGAGUAGUUGGUUUACCCCCUAUCGGAUGCUUGCCUGCUAUCAUUACUACAAACUCAAAGACACCAAUCUCCAACCGCGAAUGUAUUGCAAGUCUUAAUACUUUAUCAAGAAAUGUCAAUCAAAUGCUUGAAAAUAAUCUCAAAGGCAUCCAAAGGCCCGGCACCAAGCUAGUGUAUGCAGAUAUAUACACCCCUAUCAUUGACAUGGUUGAACAAAAGACUAAAUAUGGUUUUGAAGAAUCUCAUAGGGGUUGUUGUGGAACUGGAUUAAUCGAAGCAGAUUUUGGGUGCAACCCAAAAACUCCGUUAUGUGAUGAUGUCACCAAGUACGUAUUUUGGGAUGGAUUUCAUCCCAGCGAAAAAGGAUACCGCAUUAUCUUCAAUUCCCUCAAAUCUUUGAUUCUAGAGAACUUAGCAUGAGUGUUGCCUUUUGUCAAUGUUGUAACUUUAUCUCUGUUUUAGCUCAUUGGUUGUAUCAUUAUAAAACCUUAUUGUUAAUCAUAUGAAAGAAAAGAAAUACUGUAUUGUUUAAA